AUGAGUCCAUUUAUGGCUCAUUUUUUAUCUUAUUUUUCACGGCCUGGGUUAUGGUCCGAUCCAUUAGAAGAUUAUGCUGCAAUAUUAAAAUAUGAAAAUAAUGUUAUGAAUAUUAGACAAUUUAAUUGUUCCCCACAUCCAUAUUGGUUACCAAAUUUUAUGGACGUAUUUACUUGGAGUCUACCAUUUGUAGGAGAAAAAGGUAUUUUACAUGAAGGUAAAUUACUGAAUAAAGCGCUGGAAGCUGAACUAAUUACUGAUCAACUACGACAAGUACAAGACAAAACACCAGAUGAAAUUGAUAUAUGUUGUGCUCAUCUCUAUUCAAUGAGAAGUAGCUUCAAAUGUCGGGAAGUAGUUGAUAUAUAUAGUGGAAAUGCAUUAUUCAUUAUUCUUUUUGAAGAUCAUGGUAACAAAUCAAUUUGA
Messenger RNA from Didymodactylos carnosus, 426 nucleotides. Lineage: Eukaryota; Metazoa; Rotifera; Eurotatoria; Philodinida; Philodinidae. The record is from the annotation of a GenBank genome assembly.